Molecule: messenger RNA, 1008 nt
Organism: Poeciliopsis prolifica (blackstripe livebearer)
Lineage: Eukaryota; Metazoa; Chordata; Actinopteri; Cyprinodontiformes; Poeciliidae
Product: NADH dehydrogenase [ubiquinone] flavoprotein 3, mitochondrial-like
Exons: 3
Coding region: 119-613 (164 amino acids)
Biological process (GO): mitochondrial ATP synthesis coupled electron transport
Cellular component (GO): mitochondrion
Source: RefSeq, a predicted model, not a curated record
CUGGUCUUUCUCGCGAGUCCUUCUCGGUGAACUUGCUUCCUGCAGCUGCUUCUUCGUGGAACCAUUGUAUUAACCACAGACGUUGAGGCCAGUCGGAACAAAACAGUAGGAACACAAAAUGGCCGCCUGGUUGCUGCGUUCAAGUCGACUUGGUGCACUCAAGUUUGACAGCUGGGGCACUCUGAGACGUCAACCCCCUGGUUUGUUCUGCAGUGAAGCUAAAGAGUCGGUAAAACCAGUGAAAAAUACAAAGGAUCCAGACAAGACAGGUGAAGAUGAGAGGGCAGCUAUGUGGACUUACAAGACUACUGUGGCCUUUCCAGUUAAAUUGUUGGAACCUGGAAUUUUGCCAAACUUUCUAGGUGUAACUAAAGAGCCAGUCCACUUCACUGCCACAUCAGAAAAAACUGCAGCAUCUGUUACAGCUUCCACUAAAUCUGCUGGAGAAAAUCACCGACUGUCACUGCUUCAUCUGAUCUGUAUCAAAGCCAAGAAGAAGUUUCUCAGAUACUUGCUCAUGAUACUUUACCGGUAUAUGUACCAGCAGAAGAAGCUUCAGUUGAGGCACUUUGUAAAGGCUCAGUGCCAGAAGACAUUCCUUCCCUUGCUGUGACCAUAGAUGAUGUUGUAAAACCAACUACGGUUUCUUCUAAGCUUGGGAAUUCAGCAGCUGAAGAACUGUCUUCCUCAUCAUCCAGUGAAUCUGAUUCAGACUCAGACUCAGACUCAGAGUCCUUUCCUGAAGAUGAGAAUUUAGAAACCCAAACCAGAAGCUUUUCUCUGGAAUUGCAACUACCAAGUCAUCAAGAACAGAGAGAAAUGAAAGAGUUUACAGUUAGCGGAGUGACAAAGGGCCUACCUAAUUCAGAGGAAGCAGAAGAUCAAUCUGUAGUAGAGGCCUCCAAAGAUAAUUUGCAAGUCUUUGAUAUCCUUACUGCUACAAAGAGUGCAGCUGAGCUUACCAGUUCUGCUUUUUCAACCCAUACUGCUCCUACUGAUACCCUGUGU